Molecule: messenger RNA, 11341 nt
Organism: Salarias fasciatus (jewelled blenny)
Lineage: Eukaryota; Metazoa; Chordata; Actinopteri; Blenniiformes; Blenniidae
Gene: bahcc1a
Product: BAH domain and coiled-coil containing 1a
Exons: 29
Coding region: 500-9349 (2949 amino acids)
Molecular function (GO): chromatin binding
Source: RefSeq, a predicted model, not a curated record
GAAACCGCUGCUCGGAGAUCCGAGCCGCAAUCCAGCCGGGCCGGAAGCCCCAGUUCCACUGCUUCCAUAGACUGAACCAGCAGGCUCCAGCAGCCUCACAUGGAAAUACUGUAGGAUCUCACUCAGCCACAUGCUUUAUUUCAGAUUUUGAUUUUAAAUGGGCGUCGCACUCGGCCUUGCACCUUCCCUCCCCGAGUUUUGUGAUUUUAUAAUUUAUUGUUAUGCAAGGAUUUAACAUACCAGCUUGUACAAGACUGCGAUGCCAGUGUUUUGCAUCGUGUUUCUCUUAUGGACUUUCCAUUUCUCCCGCUAAUGGAAAUCGCUGUGAAUUUCUCCCCCCUGACAGAAAAGAUGAUCGGGGGCUUCGUUUUUGGCUGGAGGAGCCUGCGAUCGACUGAAUGCAACACAUAGAUCCGGACGAGAGGAUUAUUAUAUGGGCUGCGUUUGAUUUUCCUGACCUGCUCCCAUCCGGAUUUGGGAUUACUGCGCAUUCUUCGGGAUGGAAGGACGGGAUUUCGCUGCUCCGGCGCACCUCCUCUCGGAGCGGGGCGCCCUGGUGCACCGGGCCGCCUCUCGGAUCGCUCCCUCGGGCCACGGCUCCGUGCAGCACGCCGGUCACUUCCCGCCGGGGAAAUACUACCCCUCACACAUACCAAUGGCUCCCCACUCAGGCAGUGGAUUGAUGGGCAAUUCCUCCGCCUCGUUCAUGGGGACCUUUCUGGCCAGUAGUCUGGGUUCCCCCCCUUCCCACCCGUCUCACCCUUCCCGGCCGCCCUCCUCGCCCUCUUCACCCUCCUUCCGGGGCGGGCCGCACUCCAGCGCCUCGCAAAUCUGGUUCCCCCAUUCACAUGAAGCAGGUCCAGGGUAUCCUCGAUUCUCAGGGAGUCUGGCUCACACGUUCCUUCCAAUGAGCCACUUGGAUCAUCACGCCAACAGUGGAGUUCUCUACGGGCAGCACCGUUUCUACGACACGCAAAAAGAGAACUUCUAUCUUCGAGGCCUCCCAUCCCAGCCACCUCUGAUUUCAGCCAAUCACAGUUUACCGCCGAUGUCCAGGGCCGGCUCAGGACACUCUCAGGGGUCCUGCAGUCGAGACAGGGAUCCGGGAGUCGGCGCCGGCCUCCACAAGGGUCUUAAGGAGGGGUCGGUGGAGAGGGGAGUGGUGUCUGUCAAAGACAAGGAGAGGACCAGUAGCAAACAUGAGGCUAAAGAGAGACAGCAGCAGCAGCAGCAGCAGCAGCAGCACCACAACCACCAGCCGCCCCAGCCCACACACCAUCACCAUUCCCACGCCCAUCAGCAGCACUCGCACUACCCACAGCACCCGCUGCCCCUGGAGGAGGUCAACAGUCGCGCUCUGGAGCGGCACAAGGCCGCCCUCACCAUGGAGUACAGCAAAGAGAAUCCGCAGAGCAUGGCCAAGCCCCUCAGUGCCUGUUUGCACAACGGCAAGAUGCAAAAUGGAGAUGCAGGAACUGGAGCGGCAGCUAAGGUCUCCAUGUCGAGCUGCGGAGGGGAGGGCACGGCUCUCCGGGCCAUGGGGGGCGGGGGGAGCAGCCAGGGUCGACAUAUGGGGUCAAGUGGCAGUAGUCGCUGCACCAAAGAGGGGGUAAGUGGGGAGAUGAGGAUCAGUGAACAACCCUCAGACUGUUUAGAAAGGGGUCAGGCACCACUCCACCACUCUCUGCCCUACUCCGUGCCCCCACCUCUUCACAUGGGUUCUGCUGCCGGAGGGGCGCACCCCCAUCCGCACCCGCACGCGCACCCGCACACACACCCCCAUCCAGGAGGCUUCCAUUGUCUGCAGCUCCACCCCAGCCAUCCGCACCACCCGCACCAUUCCCACCACACACACCACCACCCGGACUUUUUCUGCCCGCCCCCGCCGGCUCCGCUCGCCAACCCGGCCUCACAUGAACGAGGGCCCGUCAAUGUGGGGCGAGACCCGAAAGUCACCGGGCCUACGUUCGUGCCAUCUGUGGCGGACCUAGGGGAUAAAUCCGGUGGUCCAUUCCAGCUUGGUAACCCUGACUGCCAGGGCGUGGGGGGCGGAGGGGGCAGCAGCGCCAAGGACAAGGCGGUAGAAAAGAAUGGCGGCGGGCACCACAGCAGUUGGCACAGAAAACAGGCACAGCAGCAGCAGCAGCAGCAGCAGCAGCAGCAGCAGCAGCAACACCCGUACAGAAAGGCGGAGAAGGCUCCAGACUGGAUGCAGCCACAUCAUCAACACAUGCAGCCGUCGCAGCUUCCUCCGCUCCCUCAGCAGCAGCCGUCGCACCCUCAGCAGCAGCAGCACCAGGUCGUGCGAUCGCGCAGCGCCGAGUGCAUCAACAGCGGCGUGGACAUGGACGCGUUCCGGCCCUCACUGCCCCAGGGGCCCAAGGCGGGGCACUCUGUCCCUCAUUCUGUCAACACUUCUCCCUACAGAGACUGUUCCCAUCCGGGACCCCCGCCCAACUCCUCACCACUCGCAAGUAAAAACAUGGGUCCGCACAGCGGGGGGGCGGGGGCCCCCCACGGUCCUGGAGGCAGCUGCUCCUUGCAGAGAGACGGUCAGAAGGUGGCCAGGAUUCGCCACCAGCAGCACGGCCGACCUGGCCCGGACGCUCUGUCUCCGGCGGAGAUGAACCAGGGCAGCAGCCAGGAACUCAAAAGGAAAAUGGAAAUGUCCCCUUACGGCUACAGCAACAACAGCGGGCAGCAGCACCACCACCAGCAGCCGCUGGUGCCGCCGUGGGCGAUGAGGCCUCCGCAUCACAUGUCGCAGCCCGACGAGGAGCAGAGGAAGUCUUACAUGGAGUUAGGCAGCACUGGUGGGCAGCACUCCCAGCAACAACAACAACAACAACAACAACAACAACAACAACAGCAGCAGCAGCCAGGAAUGAAUCUGCCCCCUCCACAGCCCCCCACUGCACCCCCCCACAGUCAGCAGCAGCAGCAGCAGCAGCAGCAGCAGCAGCAACAACCCGAUCCCCAGGGUCCAACUCAGGGCGAGAGCAGCGCCAUGAAAAGCUUACUAAAGUACAGCAACCAGCAGCAGCCCCUGCUCCUCUCCCAGAAGAGCCCCUUCGGGGGGCUCGGAAAUCUCAAAUCAGGUCCGUCUGGGGGGAGCUGCGCACUGCAGAGCAACAAACAGACUCUCCCUUCCAGGAAGGGCCCGGCCAAUGACGGCGAGCGCCCCGACUACAGUGGGCGGGCGCGGGACAUGGGGGAGGCGGGUCACGGGGAAGGCGAGGUGCGACAGCCGCCGGUGGGAAUCGCCGUGGCGGUGGCGAGACAAAGGGAGCCACCCUGUCGUUCAGCAGACAGCCAUCCCAACAGCCGGCAGGGCAGGGUACAUCCCUCCGUGAAAGGACCGCCUCGCUCCAUGUAUCCCUCAGAUCCCACCGCUGAGGAUGAGAGGAAGAGGAUGAACGAGGAGCAAAUAGGUCUCACCUGCUUGGACAGAGAGAGAGAUGCAUAUAUCAGGGAUAAUAAAGAGAGGGUGGAGUUUGCGAGGAUCCACCCCUCUAACAGCUGUCAUGGAGACCUCACCUCUCAUCUCAUGGUCCCCGGCGGGACGUCGCUCCAGUCCGGCCAGUUAGGAGACCCCGCUGCACAUUCUGCCCACCAUCACUGGAUGCCAAGAACUGGAAGCCCGUCUCUCUGGAUGACAGGACACUCUUAUGCAGGUAUAGGUCAUACAACCCUGCACCAGAAUCUCCCGCCGGGCUUCUCGGCGGCGAUGCCGGGACCUCUGCAGCCAGUCCUGCCCCUGCCCCAGGACCCCUCUGCCCAGCUGGUGGUCCUGCCCUCCGAGCCUCCCGCCCACCCUGCGACCCAUCACCUGGAUGUGAUGGAGCAGCAAGGGCUGUGGCCCCCUGUGUACGGCGCCCGGGGCCCACCCUCCCACAUGCAGCAUCCUGCUGUGUACUCCCGCUCUCAGUUUCUACGGCAACAGGAGCUGUACGCGCUCCAGCAGCAUCAGCAGCUCCAGCAUCAGCACCAGAGCCACCAGUCCCAGCAACCGCAGCUGCAGCCUCAGCCUCAGCAGCAGCAGCAGCAACAGCAGCCUCAGCAACAGCAACAACAACAGCAACAGCAGCAGCAGCAGCAGCAACACAGGGCUGUGCACGGCAUGAGCAUGCAGCAUCAAGCCCCUCACAGUGCACAAAUGCAGAAGAGACCAGAUGAGCCCUCGGUGGAGCUUGAGGAACUCAUUUCAGAACCCAGAACGUCGAAAUCCACCAAAGACUACUCGUAUAACCCCCCUCAGAGGAACGCCUCGCCCCCGGGGGCCUGCACGGCCCACCUGUCGCCUUGCUGUCAGUCCCCUUCGUUGCGGCAGCACCCUAAAAGCACCCCCUCCACGCCCUGCCCGGCGCCCAGCCCCGUGGCGGCGGCGCCCCACUCGCCCGCCAUCAGCCCCGCCCCGCCUCAGAUGCUCAAGGGCGCCGAAUCCCAGGACAAGAGAGGGGAGGGACAACCCCCGCAGGAUUACCCGCAGUCUCUGGAGCCUGACUUGCCUCCUGGAUACACCUACCCCGCCAUCGCCAUGGGCUACAGGAACGGCCCCUCGCCUCAGGAUGUUCGCCUGGCUGAGCCAGCCGACCUGGAAGCGGUCCAGGCGGAGCCUGCAGAGCACGCUCCGCAGUCGCUUGCCAGCCUGAGGGAGGAGCUAGACUGCCAAGUGGCGAUGAGGCCCCUCCCAGAGCCACUCCCACUCAAGGAAGUGGAGCAUGAGGCGGUGGAAGGAGUGCCCGACAGCAUUCUGGAGCAGAGGGAAGAGGUGGAGGUGACGGCGGUGACGGCGGCCAGCUAUGUGUCUGGAGAGCAGGAGGCGGAGGAGCCGGGGCCAGCCGAGGAAGAGGUGCUGGUCUGCCCACCUGCUGAGAGCCCGGUGUGCGAGGCGGCUUCCUGUCCAGUCCCCCUCUCCACAGAGGAGCCCGACGGGCCGGCGGCUGUCAUCACCUUGGAAGAGGAAGACGAUGAGGAGGCGGCGGGGGAGACUCAGAAGGUUAACACGCCCGAAGAGCAGCAGCCAGAGCUGCCGGCCGUCAUCGAGCUGGACCCCGCCACCCCCGCGGCGUCCGAGUCGCAGUCCUUGCCGCCAGAGGCGGCGAACGACGGCGAGCAGCAGCAUGAGAAUGCCGGGGCCUCCGGGGACGCCCCGGUGGACUUCGUGCCUCUCUCCCCGGCCUCCAUGUCCGUCCCGAGCCCGAGCGACGCUGCUGCUGCCGCCGCCGUGCCGCACAAACCUCUUGUGCCCUGCUACUGGAGUCUGGAGCUGCUGAUAGCCGCCGCCUUCUGCACCGACGUACCCCCAUUUCCCCUCUUCCCCUUCAGCGCCCCGUCCGCCGCCCCGUCGCGCUGCAGCCCCCACCAGGGGAUGGAGCUUCUGAGCGAGCUCGCCGACCUGGAGCUGCAGCAGCAGAAGCGCACCUGUGGGAAAAGCCAGGAGGAAGAAUUACUCAUGUUUGACCUUCAAAGCCUUGCUACCUUGGCCGCGGCCCGAGCGCUGGAGCUGGGCUCACAGGAGAGCGGCAGCAUGGGGUCAGGGCGACACUUCCCCGCACGCAGGACCCUCAAUCUGCGUCGGAAAUGCAGCUGGACGCCUCGCAACGAACCAGCGUGCCCGGCCAAAGUGAGCAUGGAAACAAUGGAUGGACCUGAGCUUGCAAUGCGUGUGAAGUUGGCUGAGAUUCAGCGUCGUUACAAAGAGAAGCAGAAAGAGCUGGCAAAGCUUCAGAGGAAACACGAUCAUCAGAAGGAGGAAACACCUCGCAGCCCGGCGCGACGAGGGCCGGGGCGCCCGAGGAAACGGAAACCCACCCUCUCCACAGGUCCCGUAUCCUCAUCGGAUGGCCAAAGAAAAGUCAAGUCGAUGGGGGCGGGGCUGGGCCUGUCGCCAGAUGACCUAGGAGGGGGCGGAGACAGCCAGAGAAGGAAGAAGAGGCUGUCCAGUCGAGGCUUUGACCGACUCGGCAGCACACAGAUAAAAGCACAGGGAUGCAGGAAAAGCAGCCUUCACGGCGUUCUCAGCUCCAAGCUCGCCGGCGACGUGGCGCAACUCAAACAGAAGGCCCAGGUUAAAAAGGCUCUCUCAGGGACGGGCUCCAGGGACAAAGAGCUCUCGCCCUGCAGCUCCAACCCCAAGCACGGUCACAGAAGCCAGGGCGCCAGCAAAGCCGAGUCCCGGCGAGAGUCUGGCGGACAGAGCGAUACAGCAGCCAGCGUGGAAAGUGUCCCUCAAGACGGCUGGAGCGGGCUGGCGCGCCGUGGACGGAAAAAAGGAUCAACCGCCUUGACACAGGGUUCCUCCCACCUGAGCCAGCCCAGGGCGAAGGCCGUCCGCGGCCACCGGCAGGAAACGAUGGAGGAGGAGGAGAGCUCCCCCGUGGAGAGCGACUCCUCUGAUCAAGAAGAUGAAGAAGAGGAAGGCAGUUAUGAUACGGAUGAAGGUCAAGAUUAUAGAGCUCAACAACCCAGAGACAUCACUUCCAGCUCCUCCGUGACUGGUCCGAGUCCCUCGUCUGUCGUAAAACUGGAGGCCAAUCAGAAGGCGAGGAACAAAAAGCAGAGACAAGAGCUUUAUGGCUCCCAGUGUCUUUCCGGAGCGGAGGGGGAAGUCAAAGUGCGGAAGAAGCCCACCUGUAGGCUGAGCUUAGCCACUGCAGGCAAGAACCACCAGAACCAUCAAGCCCAGCGGCCCGAAGGGGUCAGGAGGGCAUGCGGAGCCAGGUCGAAGGAGCCUCGGUGGGGCGGCCUCGGGACCAGAGGCAAUCGAUACAGGAGGAGCAUGGGACUCGCUACCUUCCCCACCACCAGCGAGAGGCUAAAGAGGGCAACCAGGAAGAGUACUAUGCUCAGAGGAGCGAUCAAUAAGAGGAGGAGCUGCUGGUCGGCCGGGGCCAUGUCCACGCCGGGCCAGGAGGGGAGCAGGGGCUGCAGGAACAGGGACCAACAGCCAAAGGGACGGGCUGUGAGCCGUCUGCUGGAGAGCUUCGCGGCCGAUGAAGGCUUUCAGAUGGACGGCAGCAGCUUCUCGGAGGAAGAGGAGGACAGCAGCCGCGGCAGCAAGAGUCCUGAAGUUCCAAACUGCGUGUUGACCAAAGAGCUGUUGACUGAUGGACUGAAGGUGCUGAUUUCCAAGGAGGAUGAGCUUCUGUACGCUGCCAGGGUUCACACUCUGGAGCUGCCCGACAUCUUCAGCAUCGUUAUUGAUGGCGAAAGAGGAAACCGCCCAAGAAUCUAUUCACUGGAGCAACUACUGAAGGAAGCUGUCCUGGAUAUACGUCCAGUAUCUGAGGCUUUGCUCACUGAAGGAACAAGAGUGUGCGCCUACUGGAGCGAGCGCUCUCGCUGCCUGUAUCCGGGCUACGUCCGCAGAGGUGGAUCAUCUGAUGAGGGGAAGCAGGGAGGAGUGAUGGUGGAGUUUGACGACGGAGACCGAGGGAAGAUUUCUCUGCCAAACAUCCGUCUCCUGCCUCCAGGAUACCAGAUCCACUGUGGGGAGUCAUCUCCUGCCCUGCUGGUAUCUAGUGGGACGACGGCCAAGAAAAGUUCCAACCAGGAAUCAACGCCUGUCAAUGACAGAACGACUGACAGACCGAGUGCCACCAACACUGUAACCAACACCCAAAGCCCCCCUGUCAUUAAAAGAAAACCAGGAAGACCAAAGGGCUCUGGAAAAAAACAAAGGCAGCAGCAGGCGGAGAACGCCAGUAAAAAUCAGUCGUCCUUCUUGAGUUGGCCGUCGUUAGCAAACACCAGAAAGAGAACUUCUGACAAUCUGUUUCACUUCAACGGAGCACCCAAGAAGGCUUUGAGAGGGAAAGAGGACGACCUGUUCUCCUCGCCUCAAACCCAGCCGCUCGCCUCCGUUCCCACCAAAGGACUGUUCAGCAGCAGCUCCUUUGAGGUCGACUCCUUCAGAAGCAUCGCGAACGGCUACUCUACCUUCUGUACUCAGUCUGCAGGACCAGGUCAGGGCUUACCACUCGGCCCUAGAAGUGGGAUGUACAACGAGAAGCGGAGGCAGGAUGAGGUCGCUCUACCAAGAGGCAGGAAGUCCGGACAGGAGUUCCUGGUCAAGUUAGAUCAUGAAGGCGUGACCUCGCCGAAGACGAAGAACAGCAAGGCCCUGCUUUUGAGAGGCGGCUCCACCAGCGUGAGCAGCAUGCCCAGGACGGACACGUACUCUCACCCGGUCCUGCUGGUUAAAGACAACAAGAAGGGCGGCGCCUCCAGAGUGGAGCUUCUCCUGAAAGGAGCCACGCCCCAGAGAAAGCCUCCUCCUUCUCUUCAUUUGGGGGAGUAUGGUGAUUUGGGCUUCAGCUCCCACAGAGAUUGCCACAGCUCCUACUCCGAUCUAGAUGACGAUGAAGAGGAAGAAGAAGAAGAGAGGAGGAGGAGGGCGACUUUGACUGCAGCCUCAGGAGGACUAAGGACGGCUGGCCGUUUCCUUUCCCGUCUCUCUGUCUCCUCCUCCUCGUCUGGUUCUUCGAGUUCGUCGUCCUCAGGUUCUCUUUCGAGUUCCAGCCUUUGUUCCUCUGACAAUGAUUCUUCCUACAGCUCAGAGGACGAGGAUAGUUCUACCCUGAUGCUACAGAGCUGCCUCUCCUCUCACCGCGGUCUCCUGCAACCGUCUGAACCUUCCACCUCGUCGAGGCCUCGGCAGCACUCCUUUGUGGCCAAAGCCGUGGCUGUUUCCAAUGCCAAAGGAGGCUCCUCUGACCAGGUUUCCAGCAGCAAGUCACUGAAGAGGAAAGAAUGCAGCAGCUCCAGCUCAAAACCAGUGAAGGACUUUGCAAAGAAACCGCGGAUGCUUCCGGAUGACAGUUCAUUCAUUCCAAGGCCCAAGAUGUCUGCGUUUCUUGCGGGAAGUCAAAUGUGGCGGUGGUCUGGAAACCCCACCCAGAGGCGGGGUCUGAAGGGCAAGGCCAGGAAGCUUUUCUACAAAGCCAUUGUGCGAGGCAGAGACACCGUCAGAGUGGGAGAUUGCGCAGUGUUCCUCUCUGCUGGACGCCCUAAUCUCCCAUAUGUGGGUCAAAUCGAGAACUUCUGGGAAUCCUGGACUUCCAGUAUGGUGGUCAAAGUGAAAUGGUUUUACCAUCCUGAGGAGACGAAGCUUGGCAAGAGGCCUCGAGAUGGAAAACAUGCCCUGUACCAGUCGAGUCACGAGGAUGAAAAUGACGUCCAGACAAUCUCUCAUAAAUGCCAGGUUGUGAGCAGGGAGGAGUAUGAGUGUCUGACUCGCAAUCAGAAACCAAACAGUACCGCCCCAGACCUUUACUACCUGGCCGGGACGUACGAUCCCACCUCUGGUCAGCUGGUCACUACUGAAGGGGUUUCCAUCAUGUGCUGAACCUCCAUGAGGACACUACUGAAGGAUGUCUUUGGAGGGAGAGUAUAAGGUCAAUAAUUCACCUAUGAAUCCGUUCAGCCUUGCAAAAUGACAAAUGUUUCUUGGGUAUGGCCUGAAGGACCCAUGGAAUAAAUAUCCGCACCAGAGCAGGGCUGUCUGAGAUUACACACUGGAGUCUGUUGGUGUCUAACCUUUGUGGAUGUGAGGGAGAUGUCUAUAACUGGUUAAUCAUUUCAUGAAGAAUAGAAUAACGUCUGGGUCUUCCUGGACACCGCGAUUUUUGAUAAGUGGCGUUUAAUUCAUCUUACUAAUGUCUUUUUAAAAGAUACUGUGUGAUCGACAGCUUCGCAGCCUGCCGCUCCUAUCAGAUGUCAUCAAAGCGGAGCUGAAAUCGCAUUGAACUGUGCAAAUGAUCACGAGGCUCAAUGGUCAGCGCGGACCAAUUCUUUUAAGGUAGCCUUACUGGAGGGAAUGGAAAGGAAAGUGAGGCACUGGGAUCUCCCUACACCUCUUCAUUCCAGGGAAGCUGAAAACGUGGUAGAGGACGUUAAGUCGAUGUCUGUAAAUAUUUUUGAACUUUUUCCAAUCAAGCCAUACACUUCAGUACCUCUCACCUGUCUUAACUGUUCAGGUGUACAUUGUACAGUUCAAUUAUUGUAUUGUCUGUUGUCUAUAUGUAUAUAAAAGCUAUUUUAUAUAGAAGUCUAUUGUAUAUAUGAGAUGUAUCUUUCCAUGUUUGCAAUUGAUUUAUUUUUAUAUGGGUGUAGAAUACCUUAUGUUGUGUUUUUUUUUUUUUUUCCUUUUGCUUUUGGGAAGUCAAGAUUGGAGAUAUUAGUGUUGCACUGCAAAUGCCCUGCUGAGACAGACCGAGACAGAGCACAGACAAAGACAGAAGAAUUUUAGUAUAUGACAGGACAAGACUCGCUUUCUUGAAGAGAGGGGUUAUCCUGUUUAAAAAAAAAAAAAGAAAAAGAAAAGAAUAGGUCAAGUGGCUUUUUGUAAAACUGUUCUGUUAAUUCAAGUUUUUGUUAGCAUCGUCUAAAAACACCUUUAUUUAAUGUACGUAGCUCUCAGUUUGUCAUCAUCGCGGGUCAGAAAUGACUUCACAUCUGAGUGUUAACAGUAUGACACAGUAUAAGUGUGCUGAGUGUCCUGGCAUCACUAAAAUCAUUUCCACACAAAUCAAGAACAACAUGAAGAAGUGUUAGGUGUGCGUUGCACUGAUCGGUGCAUCGUUUUAGCACACAAUGGCCUACAGAAUACCAAAGUGUCUUUAAUAUCCUAGUUUCCUUUAUUUAAAAAAAAAAAUUAAGCACCUGUACUGAACUAAAAUCAGAAAUCACUGGUAACAUUUAGAGUAUGUGUCCUCAACUAUGUGCAUAUACAGUAUAUAUAUAUAUCGGCUUUGCAUUGUGACAAUGGGUUCUUGCACAUGUAUCUGCAGUUUUAAGUACGAAAAUAUGCACCGAACGCCACCUGGGAGUGUGACUUUGAAGGUCAAGGUACUGACACAGUAACAUGCCGAGUACUGACGAGUCAUUGGAAUUCAUUCUUAGUUUCCCUCGCCAUCUGUGUCUGUUUUGUACAUUGCAAACAUACUCAAUGCUAACUGUGAAGGACAAUCAGAUUCACAAAGCAAUGGACAUAGUGUAGGUUCACUCCGGAAAUUGACUUAAGUUUUAUUUAAUUUGUGCCAAGUACAUUCUCUCUAUUUUUUUUUGUCUUGUUUGAUAUGCAAUCCUGAGUAUUUUUUUGUUCAUAAAGUUUUAUUUUGUUUGCCAACAUUUUAUUUAUUGUCAACGUUGCUGUUUGUUCAUGCCAAGAGCGCUUUAUGAGAAUGUGACAUUGUUCUUUCUUUUUGUUGGUUUUUUUUUGUUUUGUUUUUUUAUUAUUGGUGUGAUGUCACAUUUGCAUUUCUUAAAUAAAACUGGUCUUGUAGAGGCCAUCUAGUGAAAAGAAAUAAAGCAACACUGGAUUCUUCUCAUCCACAAA